AUGGCAGUCGUUGCGAGAAUACAGGAUCAUGAUCCAAAGGCGAAGCCAUUUCUCGGUGGAUGGAGGAACACCGUUACUGGCCUAAUCUAUCACAAUGCCUGUACGCAAACACACGGCGGAUGUACAACGAAGAGUAGAAUUACGCAAACUAUCGCGGUUGUAGACGCGAUCACCAACAUUGUUCACGAUCAGGCGAUACAAGUAGAGUUUUUGCCUGAUGUGCGCGAUAAAAUCAUUUCGCCUGAAACGUUUUCCUUUCUAACACCGGCAAUGGAAGAAACUAAGCCGUUAGUUUGUCAAGAUAACAAUAGCAUUUUCGAUAGCGUUAUUAAAAUACAGAAAUAUUAUAGGGCUUAUCGAGCUAGAGCAAAUGCUCUCGAAGUGACUAACAUCUCUCAACACGACAAGGCGAACGUGCUCAAGCACGCGAGACAUUUGCAGGCACUAUCCGCCUACAACAGCAUGGAUUUUGUGAUGUUGAAUCGCCGUUCACCGCGAACUCGGUCGGACUUCGAAUCCCUCUAUAAUCUUCUCGAUCGUUGGCGAAUUCUCGAGAUUGAGCGGGCGAAUAGCACGCUUGUCGAGUCCUCCAGGAUCGCCGCUUGCGGCCUGAUCCUGUCCAAGGAGAUCGAAUUGUUGCGUGCGAUAGACUCUAAGAAGACUGCCGUCUGGCUCAAGUGCAAGGAACAGAAACGACGCAAACUUCUGGAUGAAUUGUCUAGACCCGUCGUCUGGCAGGACAGUCGUGGCCAGUCGAUUCUGGUGGAUACUCUACGCGUUCAACGAGCCCGCCAGCACAGAAACAUGUACACCUCGUUAGCCAACGAGAAUCUGUCCGUUUCGGAACGGAUCGAUUUACUGCGUGAUCUAAAACGCGUCACCAGCCUGCACAUAUGUAACCAAUCCCACGAGCUCGUUUAUCUGAUCAAUCAAGAACUGGAUCUAUUGGCAUGUCGAGUGGAUACGAGCAGACUCAACUGGCUCAGGAACCGACUGAAACUGAGCUUUCUCAAGUUAGCGCGUAACGCUCUGCAAGAUGACCUCGAAGAGGACAUGAAUAGAUUCGGUUGGGCGGAUACCAGUAUUACACGGCUCUGUAGGACUUGCGAUAGGCUUUUAUCUCUGGAGAAGUUUCCCCGCGAACAGCGAUUGCGGUCUUCUUCUUGCAUCUACUGCACAUCCAUGCGAACCCGGAGAGGUCCUCGCGUCGUGUACGAACUUUACGAAAGGAUGUUACGGGAAAUCAGGCGCUUCGAAGCAAAAAUGGGCUGCUACAGCAGUUUAGCCUUCGUGGUUGGGGCUAAAGUCGUUUGUCGUCUGGUAAACGAAGUCUGGCAUGGAAGAUCUGGUAUUUCCGAGUGCGACGAUCUCGACCAGCUGAUGUUGACUCGCUUUCGAAGCGAACUCGAAUGGGCGCCUUGGAAUUCUUUAUUAUUGACAAAGAACGAAGCUGCAAUUCAUCAUAAUAUCACUGAUAUCGAGGAUUUCUACGACUUAAUACUCCUGCAGAAAUUUUGGACGAAAAAUCUCCAGGCAAAAAUAUACUUCGAAUCGAUUUCUCAAACGCGAAGAAAUAUUGUGACACCAUCUUCUAUGGAAGAUCAAUAA
Messenger RNA from Camponotus floridanus (Florida carpenter ant), 1608 nucleotides. Its product is annotated as IQ and ubiquitin-like domain-containing protein. The transcript has 3 exons. The record is from RefSeq and is a predicted model, not a curated record. Gene Ontology annotation, biological process: cilium assembly. Gene Ontology annotation, cellular component: motile cilium; acrosomal vesicle. Gene Ontology annotation, molecular function: protein binding. The coding region runs from base 1 to 1608 and encodes 535 amino acids. NCBI's taxonomy places the organism in Eukaryota, Metazoa, Arthropoda, Insecta, Hymenoptera, Formicidae.